Prunus dulcis (almond) is the source of this 3052-nucleotide messenger RNA. RefSeq names its product probable LRR receptor-like serine/threonine-protein kinase At3g47570. The coding region runs from base 1 to 2967 and encodes 988 amino acids. The record is from RefSeq and is a predicted model, not a curated record. Gene Ontology annotation, molecular function: protein binding; protein kinase activity; ATP binding. Gene Ontology annotation, biological process: protein phosphorylation. The transcript has 3 exons. Lineage: Eukaryota; Viridiplantae; Streptophyta; Magnoliopsida; Rosales; Rosaceae.
AUGGGGGUUUUGGUUUUGAAACUGAUUUUAUUGAUAUACUCACUUGUGAAUGGAGCAUUGUUCGUUUGCUCCAUGCAUUUGAGAAUGGGAGGCAACGAGACGGAUAGGCUUGCACUGCUAGCCAUCAAAGCUCAAAUAAAGCAAGAUCCUCAUAAUGUAUUGAGCUCUUGGAAUGAAUCCAUUCACUUUUGCUCGUGGCACGGUGUCUCCUGCGGUCGACGCCAUCGCCAGAGGGUCACAUGGCUAGACCUCCAAUCUCAAAAGCUGGCAGGGUCCCUAUCCCCACACAUAGGAAACCUGAGUUUCCUAAGGGCACUAGAGCUCCAAAACAACAGCUUUAGUCAUGAAAUCCCUCCACAAAUUGGGCAUUUGCAUAGAUUGCAGGGACUGUCUCUACACAACAACUCAUUUAGUGGCCGUAUUCCGUACAACAUAUCAUAUUGCUCCAACCUCAUCUUCAUGAAUUUCGGUUACAACAGGUUGGUGGGUAAAAUUCCAUCUGAAUUAGGCUCUUUGCUGAAGCUUCGAGAAGUUGAUUUAAAAGUUAAUAAUUUAACAGGAGAGAUCCCUCCUUCCUUGGGGAACCUUUCGUCUCUCGGGAGACUCAAUGCAGAUGGAAAUAACUUGGUGGGAAGCCUCCCUGCUUCUCUAGGCCAAUUGAAAAAAUUAACAUUUUUGGCAUUGGACUCAAACAACUUAUCUGGUACCAUUCCUCCCUCCAUGUAUAACCUCUCCGCUCUUCAUACUUUUAGCGUAUUAGUUAACCAAAUUCAAGGGAGUCUUCCUCCAGACUUGGGAAAAACUCUUCCUAAUCUCAAAUUCUUUGCCGUCGCAGGGAACAAAUUUUUUGGGUCCCUUCCUCCCUCACUAUCAAAUGCUACAAGUCUACAGAGACUUCAAGUUCAAUGGAACAAACUAACAGGGAAGGUGCCGGAUUUUCGAAAGCUUCAUAACCUAAGUGCAUUUGCCAUUCAAGGUAAUCGUCUUGGAAGCGGUACAGAUGGUGACUUGAGUUUUCUCUCGGACUUGACCAAUGCAACUGAGUUAGAAGUGUUGAUCAUAGAUGACAACAACUUUGGAGGGACGUUGCCCACAUCAAUAUCCAAUCUCUCCACCAAGCUUGAAUUGUUUUGGUUUGACAGAAACCAAAUACAUGGAAGCAUCCCGACAGACAUAGGGAAUUUGGUCAACUUGGAAUCGUUGACAGUGGGGGAAAAUAGCUUGACGGGUAACAUUCCCACUGAAAUUCAGAAGCUUUCAAGCCUUGUGGAAUUAGAUAUUUCUUUUAAUACAUUAUCAGGAAGCAUUCCGUCCUCUUUAGGAAAUUUAACCAAGUUAUACAAUCUCUUCUUACAAGGAAAUAAUCUUGAAGGCGUCAUCCCUUCAAACUUGGGGAAUUGCCAGCAGUUGAUAUUAUUGGAUUUAUCUAAUAAUAAACUUAGUGGCGCAAUACCUCAACAAGUUAUCGGCCUCCCUUCCUUAUCAAAGCUUUUGAACUUGUCUAGGAACCACUUUACGGGUUCUCUUCCGAUGGAGGUUGGAAAGAUGAAGAGCCUAGGUGUACUGGACAUUUCUAAUAACAUGUUGUCAGGAGAACUUCCAAGUAGCCUUGGUUCAUGUGAGAGUUUAGAAGUCUUACACUUGCAAGGCAACUUCUUCAAGGGGUCUAUUCCCUCAUCUAUGAUUGGGUUGAAAGCCAUAGAAGAAUUAGACCUUUCUCGCAACAAUUUGUCGGCGGUACCAACUGGAGGAGGUGCUUUUAAAAAUGCAAGUGCGAUUUCAAUUACUGGCAACACCAAGCUCUGUGGAGGUAUUGCUGAUCUGCAACUGCCCAAGUGCAAGUCCAGAAAAGGAGGAUUAUCUCGUAGCUUGAAAUUAAUAAUCCCGUUAGUACUUUCCGGAGUUGCUCUUCUUGGAAUAGUUAUGGUGAUGUCCUAUUUCUUCCUCUGUUCAUCAAGAAGGAAAAGGAAAGAGAUUCCGUUGAGCACAUUGGCGAACCAUUUUUUGCAAGUAUCAUAUGCUAAUCUUCUAAGAGCUACUGACGAGUUCUCUUCGGCUAAUUUGAUUGGGGCAGGCAGUUUUGGGUCUGUUUACAAAGGAAUUCUUGAUGAUAAUGAUAAACAUCAACUUGUUGCUGUGAAGGUGUUCAACUUGUUACGCCAUGGAGCAUCGAAGAGUUUCAUGGCCGAAUGUGAGGCUUUAAGAAACAUCAAGCAUCGAAAUCUUGUCGAGAUUAUAACUGCGUGUUCAAGUGUUGACUUUCAUGGUAAUGACUUCAAGGCUCUGGUUUACAAGUACAUGGACAGAGGAAGUUUAGAGGAGUGGCUGCAUCCUCCUACUGAAAUUGAAGAGGUAAGAGAGGCACUCAAUCUAGAGCAAAGGCUAGACAUUGCCAUUGAUGUUGCUUGUGCAUUGGAUUAUCUUCAUAAUCAUUGUGAAACACCGAUAGUUCAUUGUGAUCUCAAGCCAAGCAAUGUUCUUUUGGACAACGAGAUGACUGGACAUGUUUCUGACUUUGGACUCGCAAGAUUUCUCUCCCAAGAAGCUGGUAUUAAUGUUUCCAACAAUCACACAAGUUCCAUUGGAAUAAAAGGAUCGGUUGGUUAUGCGGCUCCAGAGUACGGUAUGGGAAGUGAGGUGUCAACAAAUGGAGAUGUCUACAGCUUUGGUAUUCUUCUGUUAGAGAUGUUCGCAGGAAAGCGACCCACCGACGACAUGUUUAAUGGGGACCUAAACCUUCAUACUUAUGUUAAAAUGGCUUUCCCUAAUCGAGUUAUGGAGAUUGUAGAUUCAACACUUUUUGAAGGAGGCACCAACGAGAGAAGGGUUCAAAAGAUUGAGGUGUGCUUGAAUUCAAUAUUUAGAAUUGGAAUUGAAUGCUCUGCUGAAUCUCCAAUGGACCGUCUGAAGAAUAUCAGUGAUGCUGCAUCUGAGCUGCAUUCCAUUAGAGACGUUCUUCUUGGAUAGGAACUUUUUCUGCUACGGGCUUGUGUGAUGGGGAUAUUAUUUUUUAUGUUGCUGCCUGAGAAAUAUUCUUGUUGCUGCUGCUAGG